Molecule: messenger RNA, 2170 nt
Organism: Mesitornis unicolor (brown roatelo)
Lineage: Eukaryota; Metazoa; Chordata; Aves; Mesitornithiformes; Mesitornithidae
Product: dmX-like protein 1
Exons: 17
Biological process (GO): vacuolar acidification
Cellular component (GO): RAVE complex
Molecular function (GO): protein binding
Source: RefSeq, a predicted model, not a curated record
AUAAUGGAGAGAAACAGCAAAAACGUUACAGGCUUACAUCAAAAACCUCUCUGAAAGAGAGUAUUCAGUUGCCUGUAUUGCCAUUGGUAGACCAAGAAUCUCCAUCUUACAAAGAAAGAUUUAUUCCUCCUGAGCUUAGCAUCUGGGAUUAUUUCAUUGCAAAGCCUUUUCUUCCAUCGCAAAGUAGAGUGGAAUAUGAUUCAGAAGAGAGUCAGGAAAGUGAUGAAGAUGAAGAAGAUAUUGAUGGAGAUGUAUUUUCAUCAAAUUCACAUAAUCAAGAGCAUUCUAAUUCAAAUUCAUACAGUUGGUCACUGAUGAGAUUGGCAAUGGUUCAGCUGGUACUUCACAAUUUGAAGAUUUUCUACCCUUUGACUGGACAUGAUCUUUCAGAGCUUCCAGUUAGCUCCCCAGUGUGCCAUGCAGUUUUGAAAACACUGCAGCGUUGGGAACAAGUUCUUCUCCGACGCCUUGAGCUAUAUGGGGGUCCACCUCAACAUUAUAUUUCAGUUCAUGGUUCUGAAGAUGCCCUAGCUGCUGGUCCUGCAUUGCUUCGCCAUAAAACUUUACUUGAGCCUACCAACACUCCAUUCAAAUCUAACAGUCAUGUUGCACUAUCUGUGAAGAGGCUUUGGCAGUACUUGGUUAAACAGGAAGAAGUCCAGGAAACCUUUAUCAGAAAUAUUUUUACAAAGAAGCGAUGCCUGAAUGAGAUAGAAACAGAUUUGGGUUACCCAGGAGGCAAGGCAAGAAUAAUCCAUAAAGAGUCUGACAUCAUUACUGCUUUUGCAGUCAAUAAGGCAAAUCGGAACUGCAUUGCAAUAGCAUCAAGUCACGACAUUCAAGAAUUAGAUGUUUCUUCAAUUUUAGCUACACAGAUCUAUACCUGGGUUGACGAUGAUGUGGAAGUAGAAAAUAAAGGGGCUGAUGAUUUCUUAGUUAUACAUGCUCGUGAUGAUCUGGUAAAUGUUCAGGGAACCACUCCUUAUACUCAUAGUAAUCCCGGCACACCUAUCAAUAUGCCUUGGCUUGGUAGUACACAAACUGGCAGGGGUGCAUCUGUGGAAUAUUCCAAUAAAUUUAAUGGAAUCAGAAAGGAAUUGGCAAGAAAAGAGAUGCUCAAGAAGGCUAUGAAUAAUGUCAGAAGAAUGGCUUCUCAUCCAACAUUGCCUUAUUACCUGACAGGUGCUCAAGAUGGUAGUGUAAGAAUGUUUGAAUGGGGUCAUGCCCAGCAAAUCACAUGCUUUCGAUCUGGUGGCAACUCAAGGGUAACUCGAAUGAGAUUCAAUUACCAAGGAAAUAAGUUUGGAAUUGUUGAUGCUGAUGGAUAUAUAAGUUUAUAUCAAACAAAUUGGAAAUGUUGCCCACUUACUGGAACUUCACCUAAACCAUAUUUGACUUGGCAGUGUCAUAACAAAACAGCCAAUGACUUUGUUUUCAUCAGUUCAUCAUCUUUGAUAGCCACAGCAGGAUUGUCUUCUGACAAUAGAAACAUUUGUCUUUGGGAUACUUUAGUUUCACCUACAAAUAGCUUGGUGCAUGCUUUUAUCUGUCAUGAUAGUGGAGCAACUGUGCUAGCAUAUGCUUCAAAACAUCAGCUGUUAAUAUCUGGAGGCAGAAAAGGCUUUACAUGUAUAAUUGAUCUUCGCCAAAAACAGCAGCAGCAGUUACUCCAGAGUCACGAUUCUCCAGUCAAAGCAAUUGCAGUUGAUCCUAUGGAAGAGUAUUUUGUCACAGGAUCUGCUGAAGGCAACGUAAAGGUAUGGAGUCUGUCUACGUUUAAUCUUCUUCACACUUUCAUCAAUGAGCAUGCUCGACAGUCUCUCUUCAGAAAUAUUGGGACAGGAGUCAUGCAAAUUGAGACAGGACCAGCAAAUCACAUAUUCUCCUGUGGUGCGGAUGGAACAGUAAAGAUGAGAAUCUUGCCUGAUAGAUUCAGCCCUUUAAAUGAUGUGUUAAAAAAUGAUGUGAAAUUUAUGAGCUAAUAUUUUUCUCAGAACAGUGUAUAACAUUCCCCUUCUGUCAUGCCUGAAAAUAUUUUUCUUGAAACUAGCCAACAAAGUAGAUACACAAUAAUAGCUUGUGCCACAAUUAUGCUUGUUUGUUUGGUUUUGCUCCCCUAUUUAUUACCUGGAGCUUUCAGUCCUUCAGAUUUUGAUGAUUGCCUAAAAUA